Molecule: messenger RNA, 4733 nt
Organism: Passer domesticus (house sparrow)
Lineage: Eukaryota; Metazoa; Chordata; Aves; Passeriformes; Passeridae
Product: GTP-binding protein 10-like
Exons: 32
Coding region: 32-3859 (1275 amino acids)
Biological process (GO): positive regulation of flagellated sperm motility; response to odorant; olfactory behavior
Cellular component (GO): non-motile cilium; sperm midpiece; mitochondrion
Molecular function (GO): magnesium ion binding; GTP binding; GTPase activity
Source: RefSeq, a predicted model, not a curated record
CGGGGCCGCGCUGCCGCCGCGCGGAGCCGCCAUGGCCGGGCUGGCCGCCACCGAGCCCCCGGGCCCGCGGGCGGCCUCCCGCUCCCCCGCCCUCGGGGCCGCUCGCAGCGGCGGCGAGAGGCGCACGGACGGCGCCCAGGAGACGCAGUUGAGGUCAGUGGAUUUGAAUCACGUCAUCGCACUACUCAAAGAUUCGGGCUCAAAAGAUUUGGAAAAAGAGCAGCUGAAAAGUCUCAAGAAGGUAGUCAAGCAUUUUGAAAAUGGACUUCCCCUUAAGGAUGUAGUACAAAUUACUGAAAUUCUUAACCUGUGCGCAAAAAAAAUGUGUGAACAAGAAGCUUUCACUGAGCCUUUAUGUGAACUUAUUAAAUUGUUUGGGUUACCAUUUCAAAAAAAGAAAUCAUCUGAUGAAGUUAACUAUUCCGUUGAAGUUUCACAAUCCAUUGCACAACUGGGUUACUUGAUGGGAGUGCCAAGCUCUCAAGUUAAAAUACAAAUCUGUAAGAGCAUUGUUAGCUUUUAUAAUAUGGAGCUACCAGGAAAACUACUUUCAGGAGGCCUAAAGAAGCUGCUGCUACUACAACCCUUUCAAAAUUCUAUAAAUAGGAGAGCAUCCAAAUCUGGUUUUACCUUACGAACAAGACUCAAAUGCUGUUACCAGCCAACAAAUCCAAACUAUAAAACCCAAUUGGCUGAAGUAGGAGGAUUAGCAGAAAUUCUUGUUUUGUCACUAGCAUUAGUUGAAAAUCAACUUACUGAGAAGUUGUGGGUACUGAAAGCUCUCCAGCAUCUUUCCACCUCUGCAAUAAGUUGUGGACAAAUGGUGAGGGCCCAAGCAGCCACCAGGCUUUGUUUGUGUCUAAAUGGUGCUGAUCCCUCAGGACAGCUGGUGCUCCGUUCCUCAGAUAUCCUAUGGAACCUGCUAGAAAAAGCCUCAAAAGAAGAAGUUGUUAAUCAGCUCAGAAGCUUGGAAUGUGUACGUGCUUUGAAAGAAGUAUUUGUAGACCUCAUAUGUGGCUUCCGACACUGCGAUCAGCAGCUACGGAAUGACCUCUUGGUGAUUGCCACGUUACUAGCUGAAAAACCUGAAGUACCUAUGAUUGAAAGUGGAUUUGCAGAGAUCUUAAUAGUACUUGCAACAUGUACUGAAGUUAAACUUCCCAAUCCUUUGGUGAAAGGUUUUAAACUUACCUACUCAUACGAGGAUUUUGAGAUGAAGAAGUUACUAUUUAAUCUAAUAGGAAUCUUAUCUAAAGACCCAUCUGCUGGACAGCUCCUCAGAGAAAAUCAUGUGAUGCCAGCUUUGCUUUAUUAUGUAAAACAGAAUCGAAAGCCUGGAUUUCCUGACUGGUCUGCUGCUCAAUAUGAAGAAUUACAGCUUCAUGCAAUUGCUGUUUUAGCUUCAGUGGCUCCUGUGUUAGUAGACAAAUAUUUGUCCUGCCAAGCAAAUACUCUUCUCCUUGUGUUUCUAGAGUGGUGUACAGGCCAAGAUCCUUUCUUCGGUCAAGGUAACAGUUUCCAUGGAAGAGGUGGCCGUGGCAACAAACUCCCACAAAUGCGCUACAGCCUCCGAGCUCUGAGAUCUGUUGUGGCCCUUUAUGAUGAUGCUGUGAACAUUAAUUUGUGUGACCAGGGAGCAAUUAGCCAGCUACUGGACAUCUUAAAGUAUGCAGCAGAGAAAUGUAAAGAAAAAGAAGAUACCAUUCUACUGGAAAUCCAAGCUGACAUAUUAUUUAUUUUGUCUGUUCUCUGUGAAAGUGAUGUCCACAGAAAGGAACUCUUCAGCUGUGAAGGAAUUGGUAUACUCAUCCCAUUCUUUAAGAUGGAUCCAAGGAAGUUAUGUAGUGGAUUAGGCUACAGUUGUCUCCUCCUCAGUGCACUCGACUGCUUAUGGUCCUGUGUCGUUGGAUGUUACAUUGCAGAGGACUCUUUUAUUGAAAAACGGGGCAUUUUUCUCCUUCUGGAUUUGUUGGCAUUAAAGGAAAAGAACCUGUGCAAUAUAAUUCUUGGAAUCUUGGUUGAGUUAUCUGACAACCAUGAAACCGCUUUGUACAUGAACAUCUGGCGAGGGAAGAGAGAUCAAACAGCAGCUAACCUUUUAAUACAGUUAUGGAGACAGGAGGAGAUGGAUUUGGGAGUCAAACGUGAUAAAUAUGGCAAGAUUGCUGACACCAAGAGACCUAUUGCUACCAGCUUCCAGAAACAGCAAAAGGUCAUUCCGGUACCUGCCACCUGUCCCAGUUUUGCCAUCAUGGAAAUUUCAGAGAGCAUACGGGCAAAAAUUUAUUCAUUAUUUUGCAAGCUAGGUUUUGAAAAUUUGCCUGGCUUAUCUGCUAAGGAUUUGGUUACACUUGCUAUUAUACAACGUUAUAUUGACUUUAAAAUUGGAGAGGUUUGGAGUGAAAUAUCUGCAGAAAUAAAAGAAGAAUUCAGGCCUGUUACAUCAGAUGAGAAAGCCUUAAAACUUAUUUCAAAGGUGUCAGAAGAUACUGGAAGCAUGGUUGUUGCUCUGCAGACUGAAGUGUUGGCAAGAGAACACCACCAGGAAAUCCAGGAAGAGAAAAAAAGUUACAAGAAAAUCCAAGCUACCAGUAUACAGAGAGAACUGACAAAUAAAUCUUGGGAAAAUUUCUUGGCUCGGACAUCAAACUAUGAGGCAUUGAAGAAAGCAAAAAGGCUUCAGCACACAUUAAUAGAGGCUUCCAAAUGUGAGGCAAACAUUCAAAAUGGACCAUACCAUUCUACUGAUAUUCCAAAACUCCACGUAACAUACAGCAACUUCAUAGACGAUUUGCGGGUCUAUGUGAGAGGAGGAACUGGUGGAAUGGGUUAUCCUAACCUGGGAGGGGAAGGAGGAAGAGGUGGUGAUGUCUGGUUCGUCGCCCGAGAAAGGACUACCUUAAAGAGCAUUAGGGAGAAAUAUCCCCAGAAGCGAUUUGUAGCUGGAGCAGGAGCCAACAGCAGUGUUAAAGCUCUAAAAGGUGAAAAAGGAAAAGAUCGUGAAGUUCACGUGCCUUUGGGAAUUUCAGUUCUUGAUGAUGAUGGCAAGCAGAUUGGAGAGCUUAAUGCAGCAGGAGAGAGAUUCUUAGCAGCUCGUGGAGGUCUUGGAGGCUCUUUGGCUACAAACUUUCUGCCUUGCAAAGGUCAGAGGAGAACUGUUCACCUUGAUUUGAAACUUAUAGCAGAUGUUGGCUUAGUUGGGUUUCCAAAUGCAGGAAAGUCAUCCUUGUUAAGCAAGAUUUCACAUGCCAAACCUGAGAUUGCAAAUUAUGCAUUCACAACAAUACAGCCUGAACUAGGAAAGAUCAUGUAUGCGGAUUAUAAGCAGAUUUCAGUAGCUGAUCUCCCAGGACUGAUUGAAGGUGCACAUGCAAACAAAGGAAUGGGCCACAAAUUUCUCAAACAUGUAGAGAGAACCAAACAGCUUCUCUUAGUUGUUGAUAUUUCUGGGUUUCAGCUGUCUAUGAAGACUCAGUUCAGAACAGCCUUUGAAACAAUAUUGCUUCUAACAAAGGAACUGGAGCUGUACAAAGAAGAACUUGUAACAAAGCCUGCACUUCUUGCCAUUAAUAAAAUGGAUUUGCCUUGUGCAAAGGAUAACUUGGAUGAACUUAUGACACAACUAGAGAAUCCUCAAGACUUCUUUCACUUGCUAGAGGAAGAAAUGAUUCCAGAAAAUACUCUUGAAUUCAGAGAGGUGAUUCCUAUAUCUACGUAUACUGGAGAAGGAAUUGAGGAACUCAAAACAUGUCUAAGAAAAUCCAUAGAUGAGCAAGCAGAGCAGGUGAAUGAAGAAUAUCGGAAAAAGAAACUCCUGCUUUUACAAACUUCCAAAGAAGAACAAAUGAAUAGAAGCUGACAUUCCUGAAUGGAUCCAGUACAUUUUAAUAUUUUAACUAUGCCCAUGAAGCCUUUGUUGUGCAGACCUUCCAGUUAAUUGUUCCCUCUUCCAUCACUGCCUGCUUCCCUCCUUGUUCAGGCACUUGGGUAGGGCACAGUGGGGAAAGAGACAAGUUUUGUUUUUUUUAUUUACAUUGGCUAUGAAGCUCAACAGUGUAAAGACCAAAGUACGUGUAACUCAAAACACUGCUCAAUACCUGGUGAUCCCUGGAAUAUUUUUUUGCCAAGCGAGAGGAAUGGAGGAAUAUAACUUGCACAAAGGAGCAAGUUCAACAACUCUACAUGUCCUGUGGGCAUCAGAAGAAGCAAGGGAAAUUUCUGAUGGAGGAAUUUUCUAAGAUCUGGGGCUUCUAAGGUGAACCAGUUCUGCUGUUGUGACAGGCAUUGGAUUGUAGGGGGUUUGUUGGUUUUAAGGAUUUAAAGGAAAACACAUAAAAAUGGCUGUUAGCAAGUGACUUGUAGGAGCACUAAAAGCAAGACUAAUUUGUAAUGUUGGAGGUUUUUUUGAUACGUGCUGGUUCCUACUGCAGUUAUCUUAGCUGUAUAAAUCUUGAUUCCAAAUUCCUAUCCUCAAUUUGUGAUUCCUCCUUUUAUGGAGUUGUUGGGUUUAUGUUACGAUUUGGUGAAGAAUAGUGCUUCUUCUCAACAGAGCUAUACAUUUUUGGAAAUAUUUAGUGUUCCAGAUUUUGUAUUACAAGAAGGCACACUCACAUUUUACUUUGAAAAAAAAAAUUGAAGUCCUUUAUUGUCAGGGUGUUUUGUACUUUAAAGCUAUUAAAUUGCUUGUAAAGCAAAAUAAGAUUGAAUACAUUAAAACCUUUUAGUUUGGUUUA